AUGGGUAACAUAUUCAGUUCGAUGUUUGGCAAGCUCUGGGGCGUGAACAAAGAGAUCAGAAUCCUCAUAUUGGGGUUAGAUGGUGCUGGUAAGACGACAAUCCUAUACAAGCUCCAGCUGGGAGAGGUGAUCAAAACCAAGCCUACGAUAGGGUUCAACGUGGAAACGUUGCAGUACAAAAAUAUCUCGAUCAACAUGUGGGAUCUUGGCGGACAGACCUCGAUCCGUCCUUACUGGAGAUGCUACUACGCCAACACCGCCGCAGUCAUAUUCGUCGUCGAUUCGACGGACAGAGAUCGUUUAGAGACGGCCAGAAAGGAACUACACAUGAUGCUCAAGGAGGACGAGCUUGUCGACAGUGCGCUACUUGUGUUUGCCAACAAGCAGGACCAGCCCGGUGCACUGACUGCCGCCGAAGUCUCCAAGGCACUCGGACUCGUCGAGUUGAAAGACAGAAGCUGGAGUAUUGUCGCCAGUAGCGCCAUCAAGGGAGAAGGGUUGACUGAGGGCUUGGAUUGGUUGAUCGACGUCAUCAAGGAGGAGCAAAUGUAG
Molecule: messenger RNA, 552 nt
Organism: Pichia membranifaciens NRRL Y-2026
Lineage: Eukaryota; Fungi; Ascomycota; Pichiomycetes; Pichiales; Pichiaceae
Exons: 1
Coding region: 1-552 (183 amino acids)
Biological process (GO): intracellular protein transport; vesicle-mediated transport
Cellular component (GO): cytoplasm; Golgi apparatus
Molecular function (GO): GTP binding; GTPase activity
Source: RefSeq, a predicted model, not a curated record